AUGUCGGUAGAGGAGAAGGUCGCAGACCUCAACAUUCAAGAGAGCUCUGAGCAGAAAAUCACACCGUGGGAAGUGGAAGGAGCAGUCGUAGACGGUAAAUCUCAAGGCAUCGACUAUGAAAAAUUAAUCAAGGAAUUCGGAACCAAAAGUAUAACACCAGAGACUUUGGCUCGCUUCAAAGAAGUCACGGGAGAGGAACCACACCCGUUUUUGAAACGUGGAGUAUUCUUUUCAGAAAGAGACUUGCAUAGAAUACUAGACUUGUAUGAACAUGGAGAACCGUUUUUUUUGUACACGGGCCGAGGCCCCUCGUCAGAUUCCAUGCAUUUGGGUCACAUGAUUCCUUUCAUUUUCACGAAAUGGUUGCAGGAUGUCUUUGAUGCUCCAUUGGUAAUUGAAUUGACCGACGACGAAAAGUUUCUUUUCAAGCCCAAGUUGACAAUUGAAGAUGUCAAGAAUUUUGCAGUGGAAAACGCAAAGGACAUCAUUGCCGUUGGUUUCAGCCCGGAAAACACAUUCAUCUUUUCCGACUUGCAAUACAUGGGGGGCGCGUUUUACGAAAACGUGGUGAGGACGUCGCGUUCAAUCACCACCUCGACCGCCAAGGCCGUUUUCGGAUUCAAUGAUUCCGAUUGUAUCGGUAAGAUUCACUUUGCCAGUGUCCAAAUUGCCACAGCGUUCCCUUCAUCCUUCCCCGAUGUGCUAGGAUUACCACCAAAGACCCCAUGUCUUAUCCCAUGUGCAAUUGACCAAGACCCCUAUUUCAGAGUCUGUCGAGAUGUCGCUGAGAAAUUGAAAUUUUCCAAACCGGCAUUGAUACACGCAAAAUUCUUCCCGGCAUUGCAAGGUGCAUCCACCAAAAUGUCCGCUUCUGACACAACCACCUCGAUUUUCAUGGACGACACUCCCAAACAAAUUCAAAAGAAAAUCAACAAGUAUGCUUUCUCCGGAGGCCAGGCGUUGGCAGAGGACCACAAGAAGUACGGAGGCAAUGUGGAUGUUGACGUUGCCUAUCAGUACUUGUCAUUCUUUAGUUAUGACGAUGACAAGUUGGCGCAAUUGGCCGAGGGUUAUAGAAAAGGCGAGAUUUUGUCCGGCGAGAUGAAGAAAGAAUGUAUUCAAGUUCUUCAAGAGUUUGUUGGCGCUUAUCAGGAACGAAGAGCCAAAGUUGAUAAUGCGGUAGUUGAUAGUUUUAUGAAACAACAUAAACUAGUUUACGGAACAAAGCAGAGGAAAGUUGCACCAAAGGAAAGACAGGAAAAGAAGAAGUAG
Messenger RNA from Lodderomyces beijingensis, 1272 nucleotides. Lineage: Eukaryota; Fungi; Ascomycota; Pichiomycetes; Serinales; Debaryomycetaceae. The record is from the annotation of a GenBank genome assembly.